This is a messenger RNA of Struthio camelus australis, 2912 nucleotides long. The record is from RefSeq and is a predicted model, not a curated record. NCBI's taxonomy places the organism in Eukaryota, Metazoa, Chordata, Aves, Struthioniformes, Struthionidae.
AAGUACUGAAUAAAAGAGGGCUCUGUGCCCUUAUGAAGUGUAUCAACCAUGAACAUAAUAUUGCUGAAUAUGGUAAAAGUGCUUAACUUCAUCAUUAAGUGUCUGUUUCUUCCACUGCAGGAGCUGGAAGAUGAAGCAAGACUGAUAGAGAGGACAGAAGAAUCUUCUUUAAGAGGUCUGACAAUCUGAAAUAGUGACCAUGUCUAUCACAGAUCACAGCCCCACCACUGGAGUGGUGACUGUUAUUGUUAUCCUGAUUGCUAUUGCGGCUCUUGGUGCCUUGAUACUGGGCUGCUGGUGUUACCUGCGUCUGCAGAGGAUCAGCCAGUCUGAAGAUGAGGAAAGCAUUGUGGGAGAAGGAGAAACCAAAGAGCCCUUUCUUCUGGUGCAGUACUCUGCUAAAGGACCUUGUGUGGAGAGGAAAGCUAAGCUAACUCCAAACGGCACAGAAGUGCAUAGCUAACUUGGAGCAACGCAUGUAUUUAGACUACGCUUAUGAUGCGUGUAACCAGCAGAAGAAUCUCCUAUACUGUGAAGAACUUGGUCACAUGCACGCUACUCAUCAGAAGACACCUUGAUGAGGCUUAAGUAAGCUUUGUUUGCAACUGCAUGCACCGAGAAGUUGCACUUUGCAUCAGCUGUAUAUCCUUUUGCCUCUUAUGACAGGAGCUGACUCACCUGGCAUGAAGUCCAUUGCUGGCCAAUGGAUAUAUUGGCGUGAAGAGACUAAGUGUUUUUCUUACUUGAACGUUUAGCUGAGCCUAUUUUGAUGGAACUUCUACUGUAAUACUGGUAAUGUGAACUAUUUUACAACUGUGAACUGUAAAUAGGCUGCCAGGAGCUUUUGCUUUGUGUUCCACAGCAUACAGGAAGAGAAGAUGCAACUGUACACAACGCAGAGAGACUCCAGAGCUGUGACUCCGGAUGGGAUUCCAGACAGACAGAACCAAAUCUGCAGUUAAAGCUUGCUUCUGCUAUUAAUUUUUGAGUGCAUAGCCAUAAAGCCGGAACUCUUGCUGACUUCUAACAGUUUAUUGGACUGAUUCAGAAUACUUUCUUUGAAAAGCAGGAAUAACUUGUCAGUAACAUCUUGAAGAAGGAAGCAUAGGGGCUACAAGAAAGAAAAUGAUUUCCUUUAGUUGCAGCUAGGUAGUUCAAGCUUUUUGGCUGCUGGUACUGUGAGUUCUCUGAUCAUGUAGCUACUGCAAGGAAACUGCCAUUUUCAUGGAUUCCAGCCUGGGAACUAAUGAUGGAUACUUAUCCCUUGAGGAUAGUCCAGAAGGUUUCCAGGAGUUUUAAAAUGGCAGUAGAGCAACCUUUUUCCCUUCUGUAUGUCUGCGUGUUAAAACUGCAGAAGGGGUUACUUAUUAAAACUAGCAUAAAAGCAACUAAUAUAAGGUUUUCCUAAAACCCUUGUUCGUGUACCUGGCAGUUAGGGCAUAUGUAAACAAGAUAGCAAGCCUAUUGUUUAAAAAAAAAAAAAACAAACAACACUUUAGUCUCAAGACAAACUGUCAAUUGUGUAAUACAGUUAAUGUAUCUUGUAGAUAACUCUUGGUUUAACUCUGCUACUACAAGAUAAGUUGAAAAGUCUUUCUUACGAAAACUAAUGCUGAUGUGGGGAAGGGAGAGCUCUGGGCUGUUUGUGGGGGGCUUCUUAGCUAGCAAUGGGCAAGUACUUUCACAUAAGGACACCUUUUAUUUCCUGCUCUGUGCUGAGACUAAACUAUGGAAACUGUAAAAAGAUGUGUUAAAUAGGAUUUAGAACGCCCUAAGUAUUUGUGGGGGGGGAGGAGAAGGGACAACACUGAGGGGCCAAAGGCAGCUUACAUGAUCCAGAAUCCUUAGGAUAGGCAGGCCUGCUUUGAGACUUGGCUAGUUCAGCACUGACCACUGAACUGUUUUCUACUAUGGUGUACACAUAGCUUCUUUGUGUCCGUUUUAAAGCUUCAAACACUUUGCUGCUAGCAAACAGAUGUACAGUAGGCUUUUUUUCUUGAGAUAAGUUACAAAUAACACUCAAAUCAAACUUCAGCUCUAUAGGAAGCAUUAGACUACUGCUUCCUGUACACGUGGAAUAACUAAGCAACCUACCCAGCGAGCUUACCUGAGAAUUACAUAACUUUGUAAGAAGGAGGAGAAUCAUGGCCUAGUCAGUAGUCUCGUCCCUUUUCUCUGGAAUAAAACGUUGACUUGCAUUCUUAGUGCUCUUUUUUUUUUUAAUGGGAGACUGUAAUUUGAAACAAAACUAAUACUGGCAGUAGCAAGAAGCUCCCAGGGUUGCCUCUUGAGUACAAUGUGGGGAACAGCUGACAGAUGGCUGUUCUUGCAACUUUAUAUAAGCAUUUGAGAGGGCAGUUCUCUCAUAGGACUUGCCUGUAUGGCCAGACCCAUCCACUUAGACUACUGCAUUCUAGAAUUCCUAAAACCAAAGAGAACAGGAAUAAUUCAGUAAGAUAUUUUCUUUAGUUUUGUUUCAGUAGAGAACAGUUCACAUAUGGCUCUUGAAGAUUAAGACAGAUAUAAUGGUGUACAAAAGUGAUACAAAGUAUUGAAGUUCUGCAAUAGAAGAGUUACAGCAAGAUGAUUUUUGUCCAUUCAAGUUUACUAAUUAUACAGAUGAAACAUCUCCAUUUUAAUUCUGCCAACAACAAAAAUGUAGAGUGUAGAGGGCAAAUGUUGUAAAUUACCAGAAAAAUAUAAACCAAAGGUCCCAAAUUAACAUUUCCUCUAGCAGCUGUAAGAGGAAGCCAGUGAAAAAUAACUGGUCCUUAAUCAGAGGUGCUUCAUAGUGCUGUCCCUCAAGAAAAAAAAAUUGGCAACUUUUGGUUAAAUGGAUAGGUGUUUGCAAGUUAGUGCAACAGUAAAGUGCAGAAAGUGUUUUCCAUGCUCCCCCUCUACUUAAACGUGGG